CUGCGCCUGCUCCCCGCCGGCCCGGGCGCGCGCCCCAAGGAGCUGCGCUUCCACUCCAUCCUCAAGGUGGACUGCGUGGAGCGCACCGGCAAGUACGUCUACUUCACCAUCGUCACCACCGACCGCAAGGAGAUCGACUUCCGCUGCGCCGGCGAGAGCUGCUGGAACGCGGCCAUCACGCUGGCGCUCAUCGACAAAUUAUUGGACUAUCUAUGUAUUUAUUUUGAUGACUUUUGUCGGCACAUCGCGUCUUAUGUCUUAAUAUUCUGUUUUUGCACCAGUGGCGUUCCCAAUAAACCACUGAUCCGUUCCAUUUUCUACCCGCGGGUGCGGUGUGCGUUCCUGGGAAGGGGGGGCGGGCCGCAGUCACCGGGGUGCGGCCGGUCAGCAGGGCAGGGCAGGGCAGGGCUUGAAUGAAUGAGCGGGCCACCUCCUUUCCAGCAGCCUCUCCAGAGGCAGGAAGUGCCUUGGAGUUCAGCCCGGGCGACUUCCGCUCCGGUGUGACCGGCAGGACUGGACGGGGGAGGGAGGUCAUUUACACACGGCUGGCCGCCAGGUCCGGAGCCCG
Myotis brandtii (Brandt's bat) is the source of this 568-nucleotide messenger RNA. It is a transcript of the gene PHLDA2, whose product is annotated as pleckstrin homology-like domain, family A, member 2. The transcript has a single exon. The record is from RefSeq and is a predicted model, not a curated record. Gene Ontology annotation, molecular function: phosphatidylinositol phosphate binding. Gene Ontology annotation, biological process: positive regulation of apoptotic process; placenta development. NCBI's taxonomy places the organism in Eukaryota, Metazoa, Chordata, Mammalia, Chiroptera, Vespertilionidae. The annotation marks the transcript as partial.